Molecule: messenger RNA, 564 nt
Organism: Vigna umbellata (rice bean)
Lineage: Eukaryota; Viridiplantae; Streptophyta; Magnoliopsida; Fabales; Fabaceae
Source: RefSeq, a predicted model, not a curated record
AUGGUUGGGAGCCUAAGAUACUUGUGCAAUACGAGGCCUGAUAUUAGCUACAGUGUGGGUUUGGUCAACAGAUUCAUGCAGAAUCCCAGAGUUUCUCAUCUGAAUGUUGUCAAAAGGAUUCUAAGGUAUCUAAAAGGUACCACUGAGUAUGGAAUUUUACUGCCUAAACAUGGAUCAGGAGGAGAGGUAAGAGUGACUGGUUACUCAGACUCGGAUUGGUGUGGAGACAAGGGUGAUAGGAAGAGUACAGCAGGGUAUGUGUUCUACUUUGAUGGGGCACCUAUUUCCUGGAGCUCUACGAAGGAACUAGUUGUAGCUCUGUUUUCAUGUGAAGUAGAGUACAUUGCGGCAUGUGAAGCCACUUGUCAGGCAGUCUGGCUUGACUCACUGAUGAAGGAGCUGAAGAUUGAAGGAAGAGGGAAAGUCAGACUGCUUGUUGACAACAAGUCAGCCAUUUACCUGACUAAGCAUCCUACAUCAUAUGGUAGGAGCAAACACAUUGAGACACGAUUUCAUUUUAUCAGAGAGCAAGUCAGCAAAAGGAAGCUAGAGGUGGUAUCCUAG